UAACCGCGUUCUAUAUUGCAUAUGAUCAUCUUCCUGCCUGCUGUCUUGAACGUGCCGAACCCGUGGAAAGUGGACUGCCCCUCAUAAGCAGAAGAAGAGGAUCGUGCUAUAACCAGCGAGGUAUUGCGACAAUGCAUGCACGCGAACUUCCUCGAGCAUGGGUUUUAAGUCUUCUUCAUCUGCAUUUCUGCCGUCUCUCUUCUUCGACUUUUUGAAGUUGAAACUUGUUGUCUUGUAUCGUCCUGGCUAACAUGGAGCAUUCCAUCUUGUUUCUGCCACAAGUCGGGCUCGUGGUGCCUGCACUUGUCCUCGCAGCGCUCAUCUAUCGCAUCGUAUAUACCCAGUUCUUCCACCCUCUUUCCGCCUUUCCUGGACCAUGGUACGCUUCGUCGUUCUCGGUGACUCUGUCCUUGAUCUCCCUCACUAAACGAGAGCCCGAGUAUCUCAUGUACUUGAUCUCGAAAUAUGGCUACGAUAAACCAAUCCGCAUUUCGCCGACCAUGCUAUUCUUCCCCAAAGCAUCAGCCUUGAAGGAUAUCUACCGCUCGCCCUCGUGCAACCGCAAGACCAAUCUCUACGGCUCCGGUGUUCUCGGCCCGCCACACCUCUUCUCCACACUCGACGGCGAGGAACACCGCACCCUGCGUAAAGCGCUGUCCAACGCGCCUUGGACUCUCGGGCAGCUGAAGAGGACCUGGGAAUCGCGGUUCGACGAGCACGUGAAUCUGUUCAUUAGCAAGAUGCAGGAGCACGCGAAGGCAGAGCGAAAAGUGUGUUUGAGCGACAAGGUAGCUGAGUUUGCCGCGGAUAUCAUGUCUAUGGUCUCGUUUACAACUCCGUUCGGGUGUGUCGAGAACCAGGAGGACGUCAGGGGGAUUCUGAGGAACUGGAGGCUGGGAUUGAGCUUCUUCGGGUUUGCGUGCAGGUGGCGCUGGUUCAGGGAUGUCGUGCUGCAGUUGCCCGUUGUGGGAUUGUGGUUCCUGCCUAAAGUGGAGAAUGGGACUGGCAUGGGCUGGCUGAUGUGUGAGGCUGAUCGACAGGUGAGCGUGAGGGAGGAGCAGAACGCUACUACCGAGAAGGACGGAGCCACGGAGGGCAGAAAAGAUUUCAUGCAGUACUGCCUCGAAGCCCGGCUGCCUGAUGGGUCGCCUCUCACGGCAAGUCAGAAGCGAGCACAUGUUACGCUUUUAAUCCAAGCAGGUGCAGACACAACAGGAACCGCAAUGGGAUGCAUCCUACGUUACCUCGUUACAAACCCUAGCGCUCUGGCCAAAGCGCACGCAGAGCUCGAGGCCGCAGACAAAGCUGGUCUACUUUCCGCGCCCAUCCAGUUCGAAGAAACGCGUCAGCACCUGCCUUUCUUUGUAGGAUGCAUUAAAGAAGGCUUAAGAUUGCAGCCGCCUGGAACGAAUCUGUAUGCUCGUAUCGCCCCCAAGGAAGGGAAGGUGAUCGACGGACACUUCGUUCCCGCUGGUACUGAGAUCACAUCUUAUGCGUACUGCGUUCAACGCGAUCGGACCUUUUACAGUGACGAUGCCGAGCAAUUCAAGCCUGAGCGGUGGCUGGAGAGUGAGCAACGAUCAUUCGAGCUGGAGGCAGCGCAGUUCACAUUUGGAAUGGGGCCGCGAGUAUGCUUGGGGAAAGAUGUGGCUGUGAUGGAGAUGUAUAAGCUAUUGCCUGAGAUCGUGAGGCGAUUUGACAUCGAAGUGGUAGAGCCUGGAAGAUACGUUGUCGAUGGAGGCGUCGCCUACAACGUUGGUUUCGUAGGAAAACUGUCUGCUAGAUGAACAGUCGACGAAGUCGUCUUCGCUUCUUCGAGUAGUCAUUAGUCGAGAAGAGUUGAAUGCACACGAGUAGGGUGAAAGCAGGGUGUAUUCCAUCGUAUUUUCUUUUUUUCAAGCAUGGUCGAAGCCGGAGUUUACUUUUAAGUAACGGGAACGGCCCGACGUAUGCAUACGACCGUCGCCAAAGGAAAGGCAGU
This is a messenger RNA of Boeremia exigua, 1981 nucleotides long. RefSeq names its product cytochrome P450 monooxygenase-like protein. Lineage: Eukaryota; Fungi; Ascomycota; Dothideomycetes; Pleosporales; Didymellaceae. The coding region runs from base 252 to 1787 and encodes 511 amino acids. The record is from RefSeq and is a predicted model, not a curated record. Gene Ontology annotation, molecular function: heme binding; monooxygenase activity; oxidoreductase activity, acting on paired donors, with incorporation or reduction of molecular oxygen. The transcript has 4 exons.